AUUAAAUAUAAUGUAUGGACUUCUGAAAACUGCAGCUGAAGAAAUGCUUUCUAAAGCAAUUCGAACUUAUACUUUUAAUGAUUUGAUUGUUAUUGGUAGACAUCCAUACAAAAAUUUACCUGAAAUGUUAGCAUAAUACCCAAACAAUGGAGUAGGAUUCAAAGUUUGGAGAAAGACUUGGCCAGAAAAUAAAUAUAUAAUUAUUACUGAGGCACAUUUUAAAGUAAGGGAUUUAUUUUACAGAAUUUAAGGGAUUAAGAAAUGGCAAAUUUUUUGGUAUUGAAUAUUACAAUGGCAAACCACUUACACCAUAACCAAUAAAAAUUAGNCCUAAACAUAUGAUAAUAACAAAGAUAAAAUUAGUAUUAUGA
This is a messenger RNA of Paramecium primaurelia, 371 nucleotides long. The record is from the annotation of a GenBank genome assembly. NCBI's taxonomy places the organism in Eukaryota, Ciliophora, Oligohymenophorea, Peniculida, Parameciidae.